Molecule: messenger RNA, 11986 nt
Organism: Chaetura pelagica (chimney swift)
Lineage: Eukaryota; Metazoa; Chordata; Aves; Apodiformes; Apodidae
Gene: SON
Product: SON DNA binding protein
Exons: 12
Coding region: 1-11082 (3693 amino acids)
Biological process (GO): regulation of mRNA splicing, via spliceosome; regulation of cell cycle
Molecular function (GO): RNA binding
Source: RefSeq, a predicted model, not a curated record
AUGUCUUUCCCCAUCAGUGCCUCAGCAGAAGCUACCAGUGGAAAGGUAGAAGGCCAGCCCAAUGGUGACACAAUCCCAGCUGAGCAAGCCAACCCUUCAGAUGACACUGUUGCUGGUGCUGGGAGUCGUCAGAAUGAUCAGAUAGUGCAGAAAAUAGAGGAAGUGCUCUCUGGAGCCCUUGAUACAGAACUGCAGUGCAAAUCAGAUGUAGACAAAAAUACUGUGAAAAAUAGUACUAAGUCUGCAAAAAGAAGCUCUACUGGUGAAGAUGAAAUUCCUAAGAAAAAGUCAAAGAAGAACAAGAAACACAAAAGCAAGAAGAAGAAGAAAAAGAAGAAGAAAAGAAAGAAAGAAAAAAAGCAUAAAAAGCAGCCAAAGGAGUCAAAGUUGAGUACACGUCAUGGAGAACAUGGAGAUGCGCAGCCUGCUUCUCUUUUGAUGCCAGAGACAGCAAGCUCCAUAGUGAGUGUACAGCAUGGAGGAUUUGGAGAUGCAAAUCUGGCUGUCCACGUGCAGCCUCAAGAACUGUGCUUAAAAUCAAGUGAGGAACUUGAUAGGCAAGCCUCAGGACUUGUUUCUCAGCAAUCUACAGAAAAUCUUGGAAGCGAGAGGGUGACUUCGUGUGCGACAAAUCCUCCAUUUAAUUUAGAAGGCAGCCAAUCUAAUAUCCAAGGAAAUGCUAGUAUAACUGAAAUUUGCACUAGAGAAGAACAAAUGACACAGUCUCAUGAAAAUAUUUAUCCUAUAGCUAUUAAUGCAAGUGGAAAUGAUGUUCUUGUUGAUACUGGAAAUUAUAAUUUGUCUUGCAUCCCAUCUGGAGUUGCCAAUAAAUCUGAAAUUCAGCAAGGUUCAUCAUCAACUCUAGCAUCAGAGGUAACAGAAGUAGUAGAAGGUUCAGAAGCAUAUCUACAGCUUGUGGCACAGAGGGGAGCAAAAGAAUUAGAAGCAACUGCAGAACCUGAGUCUUUAGCAAGUGAUAUAACAACAAUUCCUACAUCUGCAGGUCAGGCAGAUCUGAAUACUGUGAAGGUAGCUCACAUGUCUGUGGCUGUGGAAGAAGUGAAAAUUCCAGAAGCAAUGCUGCAUAUAGGUAAUGUGAAAUAUUUGGAAAGAUCUUUGGAGUUAGAGGGUGUUAGCAGAACUUUGGAGCCAUCCCUGAAGCCUUCAGUUGGAUCUGAUGAUUUCAGUGCAAUGCAGUGCAGCCCCACAGAGGGUUCAAGUGUCUUGAAGGCAGAUGUAUCUUUGCAACAUCCUUUUAAAAUAUCUGCAGUGACUGCAGUGACCCAGGUGGAAACAGAAAGUGCCAAAAUACCCCUUGGACCAGGAGCUGUUACAGAAGUGAAGGAUAUUGAACCAGCUAGAAGCUCUGUGCCCAAAACCUUGGUAACAGUCAUGGAACCUGUUGGUAUUGCAGCAAAAGAUGUCAAAACAGCUGAUCCUGUGGCAGUGCUGAAUGUGUCAGAAGUGUUCCUGCAACCUAAAGUCUUGACAGAAGCAAGAAGUGUGGAUAGAACCCAGGAAUCUGCACUUCCAACAGAAAUGACAGAUGUGAAAUUGGUUGCAGGAGCAAAAGAUCUAAGAACAAUCUCAGAUCCUGCAGCAGUUGCACAGACCUUUGUUCCCCAAAGAAGUCAAGCUACUCUGCAAAUGGAAAAUACUAAUGCUUCAAAAAUGUCAGAAUCAGCUCUUGAGGCUGUAGCUGUAACAGAGGCAAAAGAUUUAGAAGCCGCUUCUUUAUUGACACAACCAGAAGAGCAGAGAGAAUCAAGAUAUGAGAGUGAAGCAACAACAGCAGUGUCAAAAGGUAGUAUGACAGGAGUAGAAGUGGGCUCAGAUGCAGGUCUUCUAGCUAUGGAAGCUGGAUCUGUGAGACCGGUGAGAAUGCUGGAAACUACUCUAGGACCUGUAGCAGAGACAGAAAGGAAAUACUCAGAAGCAGAACUUAACAGAGCCAGGACACAGAUGAUGACAUCUUCAUCACACCUGCAUGGGACAGGUGCAAAAGAUUUAGGAGAUUCAGCCUCUGUAGGUGUGGCAAAGAUACAAGCUUUGGAAGCAGUCUUGCAGCCUGGAACCUUAGAAGAAAGGUCAGAAAGGACUCAUGAAUCUGGGGCUGCAUACAUAAGCAUGGAACCAAUUACGCAUUUGGAAUCCACAGCAGAGAGAGAAGCCACUGCAAAAUCUAGAGGUUUAGACAAUUUGUCAGAAGUUGAGGCAGUUGCAGAGAUAAAAGAUGUGGAAGUGAGUUCAAAAACUGUGCACUUAACACAGAUGAAAAAUUUGGAAAUGGUUAUGGGAUCUGAAACAAGGACACUAAUGCAAGGCUUGGGAAGGACAUCAGCAUCUGAGGUGUUUGGACAAGUGAGGCAUUCUGAAGUUGUGCCAGAAGAUCCAAGCAAAGCAAAGACCAUGAGCAAAGAAGUGAUAGUAGAACCUGUGCAAUCUUUAGAAACAAGUUCAAAAUCUGUACAGGAACAAAUAGUAGGCCAUUCAGAAGCAGUAUCAGAGUCUCUGCCCAGAAUGGAAGAAAAAAAUAUGGCAUCAGAAAUAAUGACUGAAGGAGGAAACUUGAAAGGAACUUCAGAAUCUAAGAUUUUGACAGAUGUGAGAACUCAGGGACCUACUGUAGAAUAUAUAAUUGCAACAAGAAGGAGAAGCACACACAAAAAUGAGCCCUUGCUUUUAAAUGAAAAAGAUUUGGAAGAAGCUUCAGAAACUGAGCAAGCAGUGUCUGCAACAGUAGAGGUGAAAGGUUCUGAAACAGUUGAAGAGCCUGAGGAACACAUGGAUAUCCAGGGUUUGGAAGCUUCCCAAAAUUCUGGAAAUGUGACAGCUGUGAAUGUUUUAGAGGAUGCUUCAGAAUCUUUGCAUGCUGAAAAGCAAGAACAUCUACAGGCAGUUCUAGAAGCAAAACUUGCAGCAGAAGGAGAGGAGGCCUCAGAGAGUGCUGCUGAAAUGAACAUUUUUGAAGCAGUUCCAAAACCAGGGGACAUGAAUGAUCUGGAAACAACAGUGGCAGCAGAAGUACACUAUGUGGAGGAGGCCCAGGGUCGACAAAUGGAGGAUGUGGUAGUUCCAGAUCAAGCUCAGGAAGGCGAGAUACUGGUUGAGAAGACAGAUGAAGAGCAAACUCAAGCAUCUGAGCCUUUAAUAGCAGAAACGGUUUUUAAUUCUUCACAUGCAGCAGAUGAGAGAGAUUCAACAGAGACUUCUGAAUCUGAAGUAAUCAGAGACAUGAGUCAGAUGGAAGCAGCUCCAGCUCAUGUGGCAGAAACAAAAGACUUAGAAACAUCUUCUCUUUCUGAGACUCAUGCAGAAGCAGUCGUGGGAUUGGAGGCAGAGGCAAAAGAUGUGGAAGCAGCUCCAUUACCCGAGGCUGUUACAGAAGUUGUUCCAGUAUACGAGGCAGAGGAAGGUGAGUUGGAAGUCCUUCCACAGGCUGAGGCCUUCAAAGAAGCAACUCCAGAAGACGACUCAGAGAAAAGAGAUUCAGAAACCUCUGAUGUGCAACCUGAUGUGGCGGCGCGAAUGAGAGAGACUCUGAUGAGACUUGAGAAGGUUGAAAAAAGUAGCCAUAGAAGCAGUGAUAAAAAACAUGAUGCAAAGAAACAGAAAAGGAGUCGCUCCAAGUCUCAGUCCAGGUCUAGGAAGAGGAAGAAAAAAUCGAGGUCGCGUUCUACUUCCAGGCGUUUGACUUCUAAAAGAGGACGUUCUAGGAGCAGAAACUAUUCAGAUUCCAGAAAAAAGCAUUCCAAAUCUAGAUCCCGAUCUGUGGAGAAGAGAGUGUCUUCCCGGAGAUCCAGACGCAGACGGUCCAGGUCAUCUGACCGUUACAGGUCUAAAUCCAGAUCAGCAGAGAAGAGGUUGUCCUCUGGGAGGUCCAGACAUAGACGUUCCAGGUCUUCUGAUCGCUACAGGUCUAAGUCCGGGUCAGUGGAAAAGCGAUUGUCCUCCAGAAGGUCCAGACAUAGACGUUCCAGAUCUUCAGACCGCUACAGAUCUAAAUCUGUGUCAGUGGAAAAGCGACUGUCCUCCCGAAGAUCUGGACGCAGACGUUCCAGGUCUUCAGAUCGCUACAGGUCUAAGUCCAGGUCAGUGGAAAAGCGACUGUCCUCCCGAAGGUCGGGGCGCAGACGUUCCAGGUCUUCGGACCGUUACAGGUCUAAGUCCAGGUCAGUGGAAAAGCGACUGUCCUCCCGAAGGUCUGGACGCAGACGUUCCAGGUCUUCAGACCGUUACAGGUCUAAAUCACGAUCAGUGGAAAAGAGACUGUCCUCCCGAAGGUCUGGACGCAGACGUUCCAGGUCAUCUGACCACUACAGGUCUAAAUCACGAUCAGUGGAGAAGGGGGAGAGCAGGUUGUCCUCCUGGAGAUCCCGCCGCAGACGUUCCAGGUCCUCUGACCGUUCUAAAUCUAGAUCCAGGUCUUCAGAAAAGAGAGGAGGCAAAGAAUAUUCAUGGAGGUUCAGAAAUAGGUCCGUUUCUUCUGAUCGUUCAAAGUCUAGGUCAGGAUCUGUUGAGAAGAGAGGUCGGAAGGCAUCACUGCGGAGGUCUAAACGUCAGCACUCAAAGUCCUCUGACCGUUACAAGUCUAGAUCCAGGUCAGUAGAAAAAAGGGAUCGAAAGCAGUCAUCACGGAAGUCUAAACGUCAGCGCUCAAAGUCUUCUGACCGUUACAAGUCUAGAUCCAAAUCAGUGGAAAAAAAGAAGGAGUCCUCUCGAAAAGCUAAGCGUCGCCGCUCAAAAUCUUCUGAACGUUACAAGUCUAGGUCUCGGUCUGUUGAAAAAAAGCGCAAAGAAUCUUCAAAAAAAUCCAAACGGAAACGCUCCAAGUCCUCUGAUAGUGUUAAGUCAAGGUCCAAAUCUGUAGAAAAAAGAGACAGUAAGUUAUCCUCAGUAAAAGGCAGUAGCAAGCAUAUAGAGUCUUCUGAAUUUCAGGAGUCAACGAAAUGUCUUGAAAAAGAUGAUGUUCCUGAACCUUCUUUUGGAAGUGAACACAGCUCCACCAAAUCCUCUAAUGGUCCUAUGUCUGUUGAAGGACUUAAUGGCCCAGAGCUGCCUCCAGCAUCUGAAGGUGGAUUUCCCAAAACUUCUGAUAGUGUUGAUCAAAGCUCCUCACCUGUAGAAAAAACAGUGUUUGAAUUUGAUAGCUCCAAAACCCCAGAUAACCAGAUAUUGGAAUCCAUGCCUGUGGAAAAAACACAGGUUUCAGAGCUUUCUGUGAUGUGUGAAAAUGGAUCAGCUGAAAAAGCAGUGUCUCUGGAGUCUUCAUCACUACCUGAACUUUUGUACUCCAAAUCCAAGUCAAGAUCUCCAUCCGUUGAAAAAAUCAGUGAUCCAGAAACUUCUUUGGUAACAGAAUUUCAGCUUUCUGCAUCCCAUGAAGAUGAGAUGAGAUCUACCUCUCUCAAAGAAAUUGAAGGUCCAGAGCCUCUUCUGACUCUUGAAAGUGGAUGCUCUGUAUAUUGUGAUGAUAACAAGACAAUCUCCUCAUCUGGAAAAACUGAGGUUCAGGAGCCUUCUCUGAUAUCUGAAGGUGUACUUUCUGACUUGACUGAUGGUCAUGAAUUGAGACAUAUCCCUGCUGAAAAAACAGAACCCCAGAAGUUUUUGCAAGUACCUGAGAGUGAAUCUUCUAAGUUGGCUGACAGCCCUGAGUCAAGGUCACUAUUGUUUGAAACAGCAGAGGCUCAAAAAUCUUUUGUAGCACCUGAAGUUACAUGCUCUGCGUUCUCUAAUGUCUCUGAGUCAGCCUCCAUGUCUAUGGAAAGGGGCCAGAUGCAGGAGCCUUUCCUAGCUUCUGACAGUGGACACUUCAAAUCUCUUGAUGGACAUGAAUCAGGAUCCAGCUUUGCUGCACAAAUAGGGGAGCUUCCCAAGUCACCUGAUGGAAAUGAACAAAUAUCCUUACCUCUUGAAAAAGUCAAGUCUCCAGCUGUUUACCGGACAUCUGAGUGUGGUCAGGUUGAAAUCUCAGAUGUUGUGCUGACAACUGUAGGACAAAGCUGUAAUUCUUCUGAAGUUCAUGAGUCUAGAUCGUCUGUUGACAAAGAUUUAGAUGGUCCAAGACUUUCACAAGUACUUCAACACCCUGAGUCUUCUGAACUGCAUGAAUUGAGGUACCUGCCUGAUGGAAAAAUAGAGAGUAAAGGAUCUUUUGUGUUGUCUAAGAGAGGGAUUCCUGUGUGCCAUGAUGGCCAUAAAUCAAAACACAAUUACUUGGAGAAAACGGAAGGUGCAGAAGUGUCAUUGGCAUCUGAGCUUAGGUGUUCUCUCUUCCCUGAAGGCUAUAAAUUGACAUCCACUGCAGUUGAAAAAACCGAGAUACAAAAGCCUUCUCUCCUGGAAAGUGAGUCAGUAAGCACAUCUACGGAAAAUCCAGAGGCCCCAGUUAGUUCUCUGACGUCUGAAGAUGGGAUUUUCCUGUUGCCUGAUAGUAAUGAAUUGAGACCUAUCCCAGCUGAAAAAGUAGAAGUGCAGAAGUCAUCUGAGCUCCAAUGUAUAGUCUCCACUGAUGGCCACAAGUUGAGAUCUGCAUAUGAUGAAGAAAAUCAGGUACAGGAGUCAUCUCUGAUACUGGAAAGCAGAUACUCUGUUUCCUCUGAUGGUCAUGAGUUGACAUCCACCCCAUUUGAAAAAUCUGAGGUAGAGGAGCCUUCUCAAAUAUCUGAAAAUGAGAACACAGUAGGGCUCGAUGGUCCAGAGUUGACGUCAACCCCUGCUGAAAAAACAGAGUUGAGGGAACUUUAUCGGAUGUCUGAAGAAAGAUGUUUAGUGCCCAUUGAGAGCCAGGAGUUGCAGUCACCCCAUGUUGAAAAGAUAGAAAUGCAAGAGCCUGCUGUGAUUGAAAAUGAAUAUGCUGUAUCUUGGGAGGGCCAGGAGUUGAGAUCCAGCUCACCUGAAAAGGUAGAGAUGCAGGAGGCUUCUGUAGUACCUGACAAUGAGUAUGCUGUGUCUUCAGAUGAUCAUGAAUUGCCUUGUUCCCUUGCUGAAAAAUCAGAGGUACAGGAGUACUUGCUGUCUGAAAAUGAAUAUGCUGUAUCUCCUGAAGUCCAGGAGAUGUCAGCCAGUCCUGCUGAAAAAGAGGUGCAGGAGCCUUCUCUAACAUCUGACAAUGACUAUGUUGUUUUCCAUGAAGGCCAAGGAUUACAGUCUACCCCUGCUGAAAAAACAGUGGAGCAGGAGCCUUUAGUAGUACCAGACAGUCAAUAUGCUGCAUCCCCUGAAGCACAAGAGUUGCUCUUUUCUCUUACUGAAAAAACAGAGACACAGGAGUGUUCUUUGCUGUCUGAAAAUGAGUAUGAUGCAUCCCCUGAUGGCCACGAUUUGAGAUCUAGUCCUCCUGAAAAAGAAGUAGUGGAGGAACCUUCUGAAACAUCUGAAAGUGAAAGUUCAAUCUCCACUGAUGGCCAGGAGUUGCAGUCUACGCUUGUUGAAAAAACAGAGGUACAGGAGUUGUCUUUGAUGUCUGAAGGUGAAUGUACCAUGUCCCCUGAAGGUCAGGAACUGCAGUCUAGCCCCACUGAAAGAGUAGAAGCUGAAAAUGAACGUGCUCUGUCCCCUGAAGAGUAUGAUUCAAGAUUGACUCAUGCUGAGAAAACAGAGGGAAUAGAUUCUUCUGUGACACCUGAAAAUGACCAUCUUUUGUCUUUUGAGAAUGAAGAGGUAAGAUUUACUCCUGUUCAAAAAGCAGAUGUGCCAGAGCUGUCUCCAACACCUGAAAAUGAAUGUACAGCAUCCUCUGAUGGACAGGAGUUGAGAUUUCACUCUCUUGGACAAGCAGGCAGUCUGAGACCUUUGAUGCUAAAUGAUAAAGCCUCCAUGUCGCCUGAUGACAGUGAUUUGAAAUCCACCCCUGUUGAAAAAAUGGAUGAGGCGAUGCCUGAAAGUGGAUAUUCCAUGUCCCCCGAUGGCUACAGUGUGAAAUCUGGCCCUGUUGAAGAAACAGGGGAUCUAGAGCCCUCUUCGAUAUCUGAGCGUAGGCAUUCCACAUCCUCAUAUCAAGAAAGUAAUGAGCUAAGAUCACCCAUGGAGGAAGAGGGUUUGGAGUUCUCUUUGGCUUCUGAGCAUAGACGAUCUGUGUCCCCUGAGGGCCAUGACCAGAAAUCUACCAUCGAUGAAGAAGCAGAUGAUCUGGCACCCUCUUUGACAUCUGAACAUAGGCGCUCCACAUCUCCUGAUGACCAUGAGUCACAAUCUAGUGGUGAAGAAGCAGAGUCUUUGGAGCAGCCUUUGACAACAGAACGUAGAAGCUCCAUGUCCUCUGAUGAGCAUGAGUCAAGAUCUACCACUGGGGAAGAGGUAGAGGAUGCCGAGCCAUCCUUGACAGCUGAAGGAAGAGACUCCACAUCCUCUGAUGAGCAUGAGUCUGCCACUGGUGAAGAUGUAGAAGAUGGGGAACCCUCUUUGACAGCUGAACGUAGACACUCCACCUCCUCUGAUGACCGUGAGUCAAGAUCAACAGCUGGUGAAGAAAUCGAGGAUUUGGAACCUUCUCUGACAGCUGAACAUAGACAUUCCAUGUCUCCUGAUGGACGUGAGUCAAGGUCAACCACUGGUGAAGAAGCAGAGGACCAGGAACUCUCUUUGACAGCUGAACGUAGACACUCCACAUCCUCAGAUGAACAUGAGUCAAGGUCUUCCAUUGGUGAAGAAGGGGAUGAUGUGGAACCCUCCCUGACAGCUGAACGAAGAGAUUCCACAUCAUCGGAUGAGCAUGAGUCAAGAUCUACCACUGGUGAAGAAGCAGAGGAUAUGGAAGCCUCUUUAACAACUGAUCACAGACGUUCCACAUCCCCUGAUGGGCAUGAAUCGAGGUCUACUACUGGUGAAGAAGGAGAUGAUGUAGAGGCCUCCUUGACAGCUGAACGAAGAGACUCCACGUCUUCAGAUGAGCGCGAGUCAAGCAGUGGUGAAGAGGAUGCUGAGCCGUCUUUGGCAGAUGAAGAUAAGCAGGAUUCUAUGCCUCUGGAGAGAUCGGAGGAACAGGACUCUUCCUUUGUACCUGACAGGCGUUCUGAGUCUUCUGAACGUGAAAAAUCUAGAUCCAAAUCUGUUGACAAAGUAUCUGACAAAGAGUCUUCACGAAGAUCUGUAAGCAGACAGUCAACAUCUCCUACUGGCCAAAAGAGUCGAUCUGUAUCUGUUGAAAAAGUGGCAGACAAAGAAUCUUCACAGAGGUCUAGACAUAGGCGCUCCAGGUCUACUGCUCUCCAAAGGAGCCGAUCAACAUCUGCUGAAAAAGCAGCAGACAAAGAGUCUUCACGGAGGUCUAGACGUAGACGCUCGAGGUCCACUGCUCACCAAAGGAGUCGAUCUAAAUCUGUGGAAAAAACAGCUGACAAAGAAUCUUCACGGAGGUCUCGAAGUAGACGCUCUAGGUCUUCCCAGCGCAGAUCCCAGAGAUACGAUACAGAAUCUCGUUCUAGACGGAAUCGCUCCAGAUCAGUAACACGGAGAAGAGCAUCAAGAUCAAAAUCUAAUCGUCGCUCUCGCUCUAGCUCAUUGUCACGUUCAAGGCAUAGGAGGAGGAGUCGGUCAAGAUCAGCAUCAAGAAGGCGACGUUCUUUAUCAAGAGAUAGGCGUAAGAGAUCUCAGAGGAAUAGGUCUAGAUCCACUGACAGACGAAGAAGAAGAUCAGAUUCGAGAGAUCGUAGAAUAUCAAUCAGAUUACGGAGCAGGAGCCGAUCACCUCUUCGUCAAAGGCGAUCAAGGUCAAGAGGAAGAAGACGGAGCUCUAGUAGGUCACCAAUUCGACUGCGUCGAUCAAGAUCUUCAGGGAGAAGAAGAUACAGCAGAUCACCUGAUCGUCGUAGGUCGAGAUCAUCAGAGCGAUUUUCGAGCAGGUCACCUAAACGUCUUACAGACUUGGACAAGGCCCAGCUACUUGAAAUAGCCAAAGCUAAUGCAGCUGCCAUGUGUGCUAAGUCUGGUGUUCCCUUACCACCAAGCCUGAUGCCUUUGUUAUCUCAGAAGAAAGAUGACAAAGCCAAUCAGAAGUCAUCAAGAGAUACACUAAAGGAGCUCACUGAGAAAUGCAAGAAGAUUGCUCAAAGCACGGAUGAUGUGAUAGUGAACAAACCUCAUGUUUCUGAUGAAGAGGAGGAAGAACGUCCAUUCUAUCAUCAUCCUUUUAAGCUCAGUGAACCCAAACCUAUUUUUUUCAAUUUAAGUACUCCCAGCAUAAAACCAGCACCACCACCACAACCAAAAAAUCAGGUCAGCCUGUCAAAGGAAUUUCCUGUUUCAUCUGGGUCUCAGCAUAGGAAAAAAGAAGCAGAUAGUGUCUAUGGAGAAUGGGUUCCAGUUGAAAAAGGCAAAGAAGAUAGCAAGGAUGAUGUUUUCCCCAAACCAGCCAUUGAGUGCGUGGACAUAACUACAGCUAUGAAUGAUCGAGCAAUGGCUCAGAAACGGCUUAAUGAAAACUCUUUUGAUUUAGAGGCCAUGUGCAUGUUAAAUCGUGCACAGGAACAGAUUGAUGCCUGGGCUCAAUCAAACUCCAUACCUGGCCAGUUCACAGGAAGUACUGGAGCACAGAUACUGUCUUCAGAUGAGCUUACCAACAGUGGUCCCCAAGCAUGGAUUAGAAAGGAUCAGUUCUUAAGAGCAGCCCCUGUAACUGGAGGAAUGGGAGCUCAACUGAUGAGAAAAAUGGGCUGGAGAGAAGGAGAAGGGCUUGGAAAAAACAAAGAAGGCAGCGUUGAGCCUAUUAUGGUUGAUUUUAAGACGGAUCGAAAAGGGCUUGUUGCUGUGGGAGAGAAGGCACAGAAGAGAUCCGGACAUUAUGUUGUCAUGAAGGAUCUUUCAGGUAAACAUCCAGUUUCAGCAUUGAUGGAGAUCUGCAACAAAAGAAGAUGGACACCACCUGAAUUUGUGUUGGUGGAUGAUAGUGGGCCUGAUCAUCGCAAACAUUUUAUCUUUAAGGUAAGAGUCAAUGGAAAUGAAUAUAGGCCUACUUUUGCCAGCCUUAACAAGAAGCAUGCUAAAGCCACAGCAGCAACUGCGGCUCUCCAAGCGAUGGGACUUGUACCAAAGGAAAGCAUGGUUAAUACCACCAUGUUUAGGAGUGCCUCACACCGCUAGAUAUUGUUUUUUUUAUAUUGACAUUAUUUCAGAUAAUUUUACUCUGCACAAAAAUGGUAUUUGCCCUUUCAUGUUGUAAAUACAUUGGCAAUUCCCACGUUGUAAAAACUGUACAGACACCUUCAGGUUUUUCUUUUGUACCAUCAAAAUGUAUUUAAAUCAUACUUAGUUUUUGGUAUGUUUAUAUUGUUUACAUUAGUGAUGUAAUUAUUUCUUAAAUGACUAAAUCAGACGACAGACUCUGGAGGCAUCAGUAAUCUAAACCCUUGUUUUAAAACUCAUGCAAUUUCUCUUCAAUACGGAAUGUUAACACUUUCAUACUGUUUUGUACUAUGCUGCAGUUUUCCCUGGUCUCGGUAAAGCUGCUCUUGCACUUUUGCCGACAGCUGGUCAAAAGUCCUGCAGCUUCACCCUCGUCUAGUCGAGGCUGGCGUGUACUGCUGGACAGAUACUGGGCCAGUCCUGUCACCCCUGUGAGAAGGCCUGCAGUGGCAGUCCUGUUGUACAGUGAUCACCCUGCAGCUUCUCUUUGAAUUUUGCCUGGGGGGUUUUAACUCAGUGGUGCACUGCGACUGGCCACACAGCCCAUCGUUUUAGGACAUACGUGAUUAGGCUACAGACUUGCUUCCAAAGGAGUGGCAGAAAGUCCAGCAAUGGAACCGGUGAGACCUGCAAUGUAAAGGUGACUCUCCCUGCAUGUUCUGAGAAGGGAGAUGGUGGAGUUGUCUUUUCCAAACAAAUUAACACACUGCCUGAUGUUGAUUGUAUGAAUUUGUGGUUAAUGUGAAUUUUAAACUCUUAACAAAUCUACAACUGGAUUUGGGGGUGGGGGGAGGGGAUAGAAUGAUGCUUAAAUUGUUGUACCCAACUUGGUCAAUAAAGCAGCACAAGUUCAUAAUCUUAA